UGACACAUACUAGUGUUCUUCACCUGUGUCUUAACUUCAAUAUGUGUCUGUACAGCUUUGGACCCUGUGAAUUUAGAGUGGGAUUGUGGCAGGGCGUGGCCUGCGGUGCCGCGCAGGGAAGGCGGACGCACCUGCACGGCAUCUGCAAUCACGCCCCGCCGACUUAAAUAUUGUAAUGGGUCCUGUGUUUGUGGUUGUUGUGAUCAUGUUGAGCGGGCAGCGGGAGAGCUGCAGCUCUGUGUGCGUUGUGAACAGCAACCGUGUGAGUCAAUAAAGGAUGCAAAGCAUGUUAAUGUCACCGGGUCUGCCGUGGUCAUUUACAGGGAUAUAUUUGUUUUUAACCUUAAAAUUUUAGAUGAGCUGCUAUCUGCUUCACAGAACAAACCUUUUGGUCCAUUAACCUGCUGUUUAUAGAAUCUGUAACAGUUUGUUUUCGUCACGCAUUUUCUUCAUGAGCUUCCAUGUUUGCAAAAAACACUAAAAAGAGCUUACAAUGGUUUCACAUCUCCUUUGUGCAAAACUUGCACAUUGCCUUACUGUCAUUCACGUUUCUACCUACUUCCACAUUUUCAUGUCUUCUACUCUUCUUCUUCAGCUGUACUAAGUUACAGUUCCUCGUAUUUGUCUUUAAUUGGCACUGGGGUAAGUGAAAAUGAAAUCUGCAUUUCUUCUUUUUUGUGUUCCUCAUUAUCAGACUGCUGACUUUAAGACUGAUAGUUAAUCCCUGCACACCUAAAGAGAUCACAUCAAUAAAGCACGAAAAAAGAAGCCUUGAAGUGUAAUUCCUGACUUCACCUGAUUUAAAACAACAUCACUGAGAUAUCACCAUGUCAGGAUAUAAUGACACAGAAGACUAUUACGGAUAUUACAGCAAUUACAGUGAUUAUGAUUAUGGAGACUAUGCUCCAGUCAACUCCACCGAUGUACAGGAAUUCAGCCAAGUGUUUCUUGCCAUUCUCUACAGUUUGGUUUUCAUCCUGGGAUUUAUAGGUAAUGGACUAGUGGUGUAUGUUGUGGUGAAGCAUCGCAAUCAGAGCAACUUGACAGACAUCUGCCUCUUCAACCUGGCUCUCUCUGACCUCCUCUUCGUCUUCACGCUGCCUUUCUACUCUCAUUAUGCCAGGGUUGGCCAGUGGACUUUUGGAGACUUCAUGUGCCGUUUAGUCUCCGGCUCUCACCAGACUGGCUUCUUCAGCAGCAUCUUCUUCAUGGUUGUCAUGACGCUGGACCACUACAUGAUCGUCAUGCACGCUCACAGGGUCGCAUGUUACCGCACAAUGAGGGCAGCAAUCAUUCUGACCGUGCUCAUUUGGAUGCUGAGCUUGUUUGUCUCUCUGCCAGAUUUUAUCUUCACACAGGAAAUAAAGGAAGAGCCUCAGAACAUUAGAUGUAACUAUCCUGAGGAGAGCAAAAUCUGGGAGCGUUACAACCUGUUUACCACAAAUGUGCUGGGUCUCGUGAUUCCCUUGCUGGUGAUGGUCCCCACACUGAUGAGCAUGAGGACCGCAAAGAAGCACCGCAUCGUCAAGCUGAUCAUCUGUAUAGUGGUUGCAUUUUUCUUGCUCUGGACUCCAUAUAACAUUUCCCGUUUCUUGAAGUUUCUUCAGGAAAAAGGCAAAAUCCCACGUAAUGACACCUGGGAUAAAAAUUUAAGGCUGUCAGUGGUAGUAACUGAGGCCUUUGCUUACACUCACUGCUGCCUGAAUCCCAUCAUAUACGCUUUUGUGAGAGAGAAGUUUGUGGAAAUAGCCUUGCAGCUGCUGAAAUAGUUGGUGCCAGGUUACAGCAGCUCAUUCAGGAGAAGUAAGGGUCGCAUUUUAACCCUUUAAAACCGGUCGGAGCGGGCACGCUCUGUUUUGCGUAACUAUUUUUAAAUCCCGGUAGCACUGCAACCACGUGAGCUAGCGCAAUAAUUUUUUUUGCAUAUGAAACCGGA
Molecule: messenger RNA, 1936 nt
Organism: Oreochromis niloticus (Nile tilapia)
Lineage: Eukaryota; Metazoa; Chordata; Actinopteri; Cichliformes; Cichlidae
Product: C-C chemokine receptor type 2-like
Exons: 3
Coding region: 828-1769 (313 amino acids)
Biological process (GO): positive regulation of cytosolic calcium ion concentration; immune response; calcium-mediated signaling
Cellular component (GO): membrane; external side of plasma membrane
Molecular function (GO): C-C chemokine receptor activity; C-C chemokine binding
Source: RefSeq, a predicted model, not a curated record